This is a messenger RNA of Gilbertella persicaria, 709 nucleotides long. RefSeq lists its product as uncharacterized. The transcript has 2 exons. The record is from RefSeq and is a predicted model, not a curated record. The annotation marks the transcript as partial. Lineage: Eukaryota; Fungi; Mucoromycota; Mucoromycetes; Mucorales; Choanephoraceae.
AAAGUCCUUUUCUUUUCACUUAUAAAACAAAAUGAAUAACAAGAAAGUUCAAUUCUCUUGCGAUGUUGAGUUUAUCGCUACUUUUGCCAAUGAAGAUUAUGAUCGAACAGCACAAGAAGUUGCCAAAUUAACUUAUAAAGACAUGCUUGAAUUGUUAACAAUGAAAUCACAAUGGAGAAGAGACAUGGAACGUAUGUUGGCUGAACGAGCCAGUCUAGAAGACGAAAGCAAUGUUGAAGACGAUUCAGCCAGUGAUUCAUCCUCUACAUCAUCCAGUUCUAAUUCAAGUUCAUUAUACAAUGUUCAUGAAAUCUGUAUCUAAUCAAUUCUUAUUCCCCUUUUCUUCCCUACCCCCCCCCUUUUUUCCUAUAUACACACACACACACACACAUCUAUCUCUAUCUCUUUUUUUUUAUUACGCAUACAUACGCACAUUUAUGCGAAAGAAACAUACUUUAUUUCUUUCAUGUAAAAUGUUAUACCGCUUGAAGAAGCCCCCCUUUUUUUUUACUAUAUAUAUGUAGUCCAUCUAUAUAUAUAUAUGUAUAUGUACCAUUACCAUGACUCCUUAAAGGGAUAGAGAUAGAGAAGACAGAGCGAAUUCUCUUUUUCAAUCUUUUUUUUUUUCUCUGCAUUUUCUUUUUGUAAUAUAUCUUUUGUUUCUCCUCAAAAUAAAUUAUUGUUAAUGUUCCACACAUCACAUUUUGAU